Pyricularia grisea is the source of this 3276-nucleotide messenger RNA. RefSeq lists its product as uncharacterized. Lineage: Eukaryota; Fungi; Ascomycota; Sordariomycetes; Magnaporthales; Pyriculariaceae. The record is from RefSeq and is a predicted model, not a curated record. The transcript has 9 exons. Bases 196 to 3225 code for a protein of 1009 amino acids.
GUAGACAGGUACCUUGGCUAAGGUAAUCUAGACUACGUACUUUGAAAGGUGAUUUGAUAGCACAAACACGUGCCUAUACAAGAAAAAAAAAAUAAAAAAAUCACCCCAACCAAACCAAACCAAACUCUGAUAAUACAUCAAAAAUUCCGGACACCCCUCCACGACUCUUACGGGACUGGUAUCAGUUCCGCAGCCAUGUCCUACAGUGGCGGCUAUUACAGGCCGUCUCUAAAAAACAGCGUUGAUGUCCAACUUCAAAACGCAUUCGGAGAUGGAAAUUGGGCGACCGUCGUUCGUUUGGCCGAGAAACGGGCCAAAGCCACCAAUGACCCCUACUUCGAGGUAGUAAAAGCGUGUGCAGCCACACAACUAGAAGGGCCACUUGAAAGACAUGCGGCACUGGUCUCCAUCGAUAGCUUUGUUAGGAAAGGCACGGUUCUCAAGGAUGCAGAGGCCUUGGAGCUCUACGAGUGGGCACUCAGGGACUUGGCUGGCCUCUUCAGCUAUACCCAAACUCUAGGUACUAUGAGGUCGCGAUGGGUGAAAGCAAAUCCUCGCAGCCCAGCAGCACUCCAAUGUCUGAGAGCCUGCAUCCAGAACUGGGACCUGGUGAAUGCCCAGCAGAUUGCAGCAAUUCUGGAUAAAACACCUGGAGUUCAGCGGCAGUUCAUGUAUUGGAACAUUGUUCUAACCUACAUGCUCUCUAACAGCGAGCAAUGCCCCAAGGAGAAACAGAAGAUAUAUGGCAUGCUGGCAAUGAAACUGCUUGAACGAGCUGCAGAGCUAACCGAGUCGAAUCCCCACAAGAGCAAUGAGGACAAUCAGAGCAAGCUGUCGGAUAGGGGUCUUCGGACAGACGAGGAAAUUGUAUUCUAUUACCGACUACUCGCCAGCCAGAGUGCCCCUGCCGAGUUUCUUGCACACAUGAGAAGCCCAGUUCUUGGAGCACUGAAGCAAUUCGAUGAGGGGCGCAAACACCUACUCAUGGAAGCACUCAAGACUUUUGAGAAACAGCAACAAUGGGAGGCGGUCUUUGAGUUUUGUUUGCAUGCUUUGAGCAAGGAAGAGAGUGACGGAUCACCAUCAUUUCUUGCUGCGGAUUUGGUAAUCUGGAAAAGCCUCAUAAGUGCGGCAGCGAAAAUGUCGAACCCAGAAGAAAGCCUCAGCCUAGUACAAAGCCGGCUUGCAGUGUUUGCUUCUACGAUCAAAUCGCAAAAGGUGCCUCCUAUGUACAAGAAAAAUAUCGGACUUGCGCUUCUUGAGCUCACUUUCAAGAGCGAAGGUAGCGGCUGGUUCGAGCCCGGGUCGAGCAACCCAAUGAGUACACGGGUGGCACAGCUCGGACUCUUUCUCCAACAAUACGGGCACGAGAUAUCAGCAUUCGACGAUGUGAAGGGAUUCAUCGAAGUGUUGAGCUUUGAAGAAACUCGUCAUUUGUUGGAUGAGGUACUUAUGAAGAGCAUAUAUACAAAGCAUCAAUCAUCUCACACUUCCACUCUUUACGUCAAGCUGCGAUAUCACCUGAUCAGCUCUCCACACUCAAUAUCUCAGGAUUAUGAGGGAGCCAGGGAACCGGCGGAACGCUUCAAAAAGCCUGUGUCUCGUUGCAAAUACUGCUCGGGCGUACUGAAGGGCAAAGAAUGUCAAGACUGCGUCCGUCAAGUUGCGAAAGUAGCAAUGGAGUUGCACACGGUAAACAGCCAGAAGAAGCCCGAUGAAACCUCAGAUAUGGAUCGAGAUCCUACCAUCGAUCUCGCUCUCGUGGCUGCCAUGUGCCUUCUCAAGCUCUCUGGGCUAUCGUCUUCUACCCUUGGCCUUCCAGUGCAACAUCAAGUUGACCUCAGCCUGUUCCUCCAAGCAGUGGCCAUUCUCGACAAUCAACUGCAAAGGACGCCGGACCAGCCGCCGCUUCGAUUACUUCUCUCGCGACUUUACAUCAUUCUUGGCUGCGCAUCCUAUUCUCACGAGCUGUGGCUGCCACUAGGGGUAAAAAGAACCAUCCAUGACUCCCUCAGUCCACUCUUUUUUGAUCGCAUUUCGACAAUAUCACCCGGACUCUUUGUAGGUUCAAGACCACCAAUGGAGCCACUGAGGUCAUUCUAUUCAUAUACCUUGCGAGAUCCAUCACCAGUCAAGAUAUGGGAUGCUUUCGAUUCUGGAAGCUACAGCUCGGUAUUGGAGAUCACAGAUUACUGUGAGAGGCUUCGUCACAGCUGCACCCUCAUCAUGACAGUCGUUGAGGAACGUCGCGUAGCUCGAGCGCUAGGAGGACGGCUGGACAACUUGGAGGAUAUUUCCUUUCUAGGUGAAAUAUACGACCAUACAACACUGUUCACGACUCUUGAUGUAGGAUCCGUCAUGAAUCUCGAAGCCUCUCAUUCACCAGCCCCACUAGAACAGCUCGGUGUAGGGCCACCACCCUCGAAUACGCGUUCACAUCUUGAACUGCUUGCAGAACAGUUCCUUCAACUGUGCGAUUUCGCACCGUCCAAGGACUACAAGCCAGCAAAACCGGCUGUCGUGGCCGAUCAAGACCUGCAGUAUAUCUUGGAGACGCUGACUUCGCUCCACGAAUCAUUCACCAACUUUUUGCACCUCGCCGACACGCCCUCUCACUUGACGCGCGCAGAGGAGGCCUAUUACACCAUCCUCACGUUGUUGUCUGGCUUGAUGACCAUCGCGAUAACUACAAGCCGCUCUGAAGAUGUCACCUUGACUGCACCAGAACUGACGUCGGCCAUCCUGGCCACCGUUUCAACAAUGAAGCAGCUGGCCUUCAGCACACCACUUGCCAAGGGCCGAAAGUCCACCUUGCUCCAAAUCAGCAGCCCGCAUGCGGCAGCCUUGUUGCGGGAGGCUGCCGUCAGCCUCAAGAGCGGCGCAUCAUUCGUGCUAUCGCUCCAUGAGCAGGCGCUGGCGCGGGACCGAUCGGGUAAAAGCAAUCUGCACAAGGACCUCGUGGCACAGAUGAAAGAGAUAGUCAAGGUUGGGACAGAGCUUCUGAACCAGACUAGAGAUCACUUCAAGCUGCUCAAGUCUGAAUUAGGGGAGCCGGGGUGGCUGGAUGAUGUCGUCAGCUGGACGGUAGGAGAAGAGACAGACGAUCUGGCUGCAGCGGUUCUAGUUACUGUAGGCGGCCGCGCCAACGUAGAGAACUGGGCCGGUAAGGUGCUCGACAGUUGGAGGGAGGGUGUCAAAGGAUGGACCAUGGUAAAGACGGACUAAACGCGAGAGGAAAGUCCCCGCAAAUGGGGUUGAAGAGUGAAGUUCCCUAGG